ACACCUAAAACAAAACAAACUUUUUGUCUUUAAUAAAAAAGAUAAAAUUUAAAGGCGUCCAGCAGGAGAAAACUAAGAGACUAAUUUGGAAGUCGCGGGUUUAAGUUCAUGCUGAAGUCGAGUCUGUCCUAACGUUAACAGGUUUAGUUGCUGGGUUAACGUGAAGUCAGUUAACUGAACGUUGGAUUCGGUUUUAACGAACAUGCCGUCCCGUGUUGAGGACUACGAGGUGUUGUACACUAUAGGCGCAGGUUCCUAUGGAAGAUGCCAGAAAAUAAAACGGAAAUCUGACGGGAAAAUCCUGGUGUGGAAGGAGCUGGACUAUGGCACCAUGGCGGAGAAUGAAAAGCAGAUGCUGGUGUCAGAGGUGAACCUCCUGAGGGAGCUCAAGCACCCAAACAUAGUGAGGUACUACGACCGGAUCAUAGACCGUACCAACACCAUGCUGUAUAUUGUCAUGGAGUACUGCGAGGGUGGGGAUCUGUCCAGUCUAAUCAGUCGCUGCAUCAAAGAAAGGCGUUAUUUAGAGGAGCAGUUCAUCCUGCGAGUCAUGGCACAGCUCACGUUAGCCCUGAAGGAGUGCCACAGACGCAGCGAUGGUCGGGCCACGGUUCUUCAUCGAGACCUGAAACCAGCCAACAUCUUCCUCGACAUCAGACAGAACGUUAAGCUCGGUGACUUUGGCCUAGCGAGGAUCUUAAAUCAUGACACCAGUUUCGCAAAGACGUUUGUAGGGACACCUUACUAUAUGUCUCCAGAACAAAUAAACCGGAUGUCAUACAACGAGAAGUCAGAUAUUUGGUCACUGGGAUGUUUGCUGUAUGAACUCUGUGCAUUAUCCCCUCCAUUUACUGCUUACAACCAGAAACAGCUGGCAGAGAGGAUCAGAGAGGGAAAGUUCAGAAGAAUCCCAUACCGAUACUCUGAGGAACUGAAUAGCUUACUCGGCAAAAUGCUCAACCUAAAGGACUAUCUGAGGCCCUCUGUGGAGUCUAUUCUCCAGAGCAGCUUGUUGGCUGACGCGGUUGCUGAGGAGCAGAGGAGGGCAGAGGUGCGGCUGCAAAGGAAGUCAGCCGACUCUGACUGUCCCCUACACAAGCCGGCUGAAGCAGCCCCCACCUCUGCUGCAGAGCUCAGACUCAGGGAACAGGCACUGAGGGACAGAGAAAAGGCGCUGAAGGAGCGUGAAGAGAGGCUGGAGCAAAGAGAGCAGGAGCUCUGUGUUCGUGAACGAUUGUCAAAUGAGAAGCUUGCAAGGGCAGAGAGUUUACUAAAGAAUUACAACCGUCUACAGCAGCAGAGGGACCUGGCACCAUUCCAUGGCAAAGACAUAGAUGUGGAGAGCCUCUCCCCUGGCAAGAAGAAGGUCCACUUUGCUGGUGAGAGCAAAGAGAACCAGCGACCUGAUAGUCGUCAGAGUGUGACGUCCCAGGAGCUGAUGCUGAGGAGGCUGCAGGCGGUCAAUCUGCGUGCUCAAACACUGAACGAAGUGGAAAAGGCCUGUCAGUUCAAGAGCAGACAGAUCCUCGGCAUCCGCUGAUCAAACAGAUAUCAUUGGUGGUCUUGAAACCAAAGGCUAAGAGUCAUAAUAACUGGAUGUAAAUGAAGAUUUAUUUAUAUGAUAAUUGAGUAGCUGUGACAGUAGUGAAGUCAAAUGAUUCAAUCCAGUUUAUGUUAAUGCUGUUGCUUUGUAGUGUCACAAGUUUACUUAGUUUGACAGUUUGAUGUGUGAAUGUGUUAAUUUUAUUGGCAGCUAUUGUGAUUGUGAAUGUACUGUGUAGCCCAUUUGCGCUGUAUGUAUAUAUAUAUGUAAGUGAAGUUUUCUUUCAUGACUUGUAUCUGUAAGAAGUGAUAAUGGUGUGAAAAACAACUCCUGAGCCUGUGAUAACAAUGAACAUGUAAACUAUGCAAAUUUAUUUUCC
Messenger RNA from Seriola dumerili (greater amberjack), 1922 nucleotides. RefSeq names its product NIMA related kinase 2 (gene nek2). Gene Ontology annotation, molecular function: ATP binding; protein kinase activity. Bases 203 to 1540 code for a protein of 445 amino acids. NCBI's taxonomy places the organism in Eukaryota, Metazoa, Chordata, Actinopteri, Carangiformes, Carangidae. The record is from RefSeq and is a predicted model, not a curated record. Gene Ontology annotation, biological process: protein phosphorylation. The transcript is spliced from 9 exons.